CAGACAGUUUCUCUGAUCUUCUUAGAGAAACCUUCUUCUUUUCUCCGGAGGAUCUCUCGGGACCGAAGAACAAUCUCUAUCUCUCUGCGUGGGUGAAAUUUUAAAUGGCUGGCGUUGUCCGAUUAUCAACGACGUCGUUUCAGACCCUUGGCGUCUCUUCUUCGUCCUUCACCUCCUUUGCAACCACUCUCAAUUCUCCUUCCUUACCUCCAAAUACGAAUUACAACAAAAGAUUGCGUCUGCUCUCCUCUUCUUCCUCGUGCUCGUCUCCUCAUCACCCAUCUUCUGGUCUUAGAAGCCAUAGUCUCCUUACACGACCCAAGAGCAAGGUAGAUGAGAGUGUGGCCGAGACAGAGCCACCACCGAAAUGGUGGGAGAGGAAUGCUGGACCAAACAUGGUAGACAUUCAUUCCACGGAAGAGUUCUUGAAGGCUUUAAGCGAAGCUGGUGAAAGACUAGUCGUUGUGGAGUUUUAUGGAACUUGGUGUGCUUCCUGCAGAGCCUUGUUCCCUAAGCUUUGCAAAACGGCGGUGGAGAAUCCGAACAUAUUGUUCCUCAAAGUGAACUUUGAUGAGAAUAAACCUAUGUGUAAGAGUUUGAAUGUGAAGGUGCUUCCUUAUUUUCACUUUUACCGUGGAGCUGAUGGCCAGCUCGAGUCCUUCUCAUGUUCUCUUGCUAAGUUUCAGAAGAUAAAAGAUGGCAUCAGACUGCACAACACUGAUCGUUGCAGCAUCGGUCCAGCCAAGGGACCUGAAGGGUUUACAUUGGAAUCUUUAUCUGUGCAGACGAAUACAGCCAAGCCAGCUGGAUCAAGUUGAAGUUCCAGAUACUGAGAUUAAUAGUCUGUAUAUGCAAGAUCUGCUACUGUAACAAGCUUUGUUUGCUCAAGCAAAUACUGAGCUUAACAUUUCUGUAUAUCUGUCAAUUUUUUUGGUGUAUAAGAAUAGUGUCCUGGAGCAUGUCAUGAUUCUUUUACCACUUGUCUUUGUUGCUACAGUCCACCUCUUCGUAUUCUUUAUCUUGAUAAUUGCAUGGCUAUAUGUCUAGUCCCGAGAGAAUGAAUAACUGCUCUGAUAUUUGGCAGAGUGAUUAAUGAA
Messenger RNA from Eruca vesicaria subsp. sativa (arugula), 1097 nucleotides. Lineage: Eukaryota; Viridiplantae; Streptophyta; Magnoliopsida; Brassicales; Brassicaceae. The record is from the annotation of a GenBank genome assembly.